AUGAGGGCUGAGGAUCUGAGACAGAUGUGGAAUUGCCUCUGCAAGCUCCUGUCCCUUCAGUGGACCCUCCUCUGGGAUGAUGGUUUCUCCCAUGCCUUGACAGGCCAUAGGCAAGGAGAAAUAGCUCUGAAGACCUCUUUAGCUACACGUUUUGCUCAAGAAGCUUUUGGAAAACAAUACAAGCAAACCAUAGGACUUGACUUCUUUUUGAAAAGAAUAACACUCCCAGGAAAUGUAAAUGUUACUCUUCAAGUAUGGGAUAUCGGAGGCCAAACAAUAGGAGGCAAGAUGUUGGAUAAAUAUAUCUAUGGUGCACAGGCUGUCCUUUUGGUGUAUGAUAUCACCAGCCAACAGAGCUUUGAAAACUUAGAAGAUUGGCAUAAUGUUGUAAAGAAGGUCAAUGAAGAGUCAGAAACUCAACCACAUGUGGCCCUUGUAGGCAAUAAAAUUGAUUUGGAACAUCUACGGACAGUAAAAGUUGAUAAACAUCUUCGAUUUUGCCAGGAAAAUCAUUCUAGCAGCCAUUUUGUGUCAGCAAAGACAGGUGAUUCUGUCUUCCUGUGUUUUCAAAGAAUUGCAGCUGACCUCCUUGAUGUCAAAUUAAACAAAGCAGAAAUAGAGCAAUCACAGAGCGUAGUGAAGGCGGAUAUUGUAAACUAUAGCCAGGAGCCUGCAACAAGAACCGUUAACUCUCCUCGGAGCUCAAUGUGUGCACUUCAGUGAGCGUUUUCUCUUUUUGUACAGUGCUCCUUUGGUUGCCUUUGCGCAGGCAGUGGGGUUGCCGGGAAUGUUGUUUUAACAGGGAACAUGACUGUAGUGCAUUUAGAAGUUUGAAAAACUCACUACCCAGGCAGCUUCUUUGAAUAGCCAAGAUUCAAAUGUUGGGACCACACACUUUGAAAAUAUAUAUAUUCUUGUGAAUUAUAUUUCAAUAAAGGAGGGUGAUUGUGUAUAGAGAUACUUUUACAUUACAUAUAUUGUCAGAAUGUUUGAAGGGUGAAUGCAAUAUGUGUAAAUUAAACAGGAUGAGAAAGAUGUGUGAAAUAAAGCAACGCAGUGAAAAUA
Python bivittatus (Burmese python) is the source of this 1065-nucleotide messenger RNA. Lineage: Eukaryota; Metazoa; Chordata; Lepidosauria; Squamata; Pythonidae. The record is from RefSeq and is a predicted model, not a curated record.